UGCAGCUCGGCCCGCUCCCGCUUGCGGCGCAGCCGUCGCUGUCGUCCGUCUCCUCCGCCCCCUGCAAGCGCGCGGCGCCGCCGAGCCAGCCGAGCAGACCGCGCCAUGGGGACGGGGCUCCGGCCCGCGCUGCUGCUGCCGCCGCUGUUGCUGCUGCUUCUUCGGAUCCCGCCGAGCUGCGGCUUCCCAGGAUCUGGAGACCCACCGCUAGAAGACGAAGAAGUCGGGUAUUCACACACUAGAUAUAAAGACACCCCAUGGUGUUCCCCCAUCAAGGUGAAGUACGGAGAUGUGUACUGCAGGGCCCCUCAAGGAGGAUACUACAAAACAGCCCUGGGAACCAGGUGUGAUAUUCGCUGCCGGAAAGGCUAUGAGCUGCACGGCUCUUCCCAGCUGGUCUGCCAGUCAAACAAGCGCUGGUCCGACAAGGUCAUCUGCAAGCAAAAGCGAUGUCCUACCCUUGCCAUGCCAGCAAAUGGAGGGUUCAAGUGCGUAGACGGUGCCUACUUUAACUCCCGGUGUGAGUACUAUUGCUCGCUGGGAUACACACUGAAAGGGGAGCGGACAGUCACAUGUAUGGACAACAAGGCCUGGAGUGGCCGACCAGCCUCCUGUAUUGAUAUGGAACCUCCUCGAAUCAAGUGCCCGAGUGUGAAGGAACGCAUUGCUGAACCCAAUAAGCUGACGGUUCGGGUGUCCUGGGAGACCCCAGAGGGAAGAGACACAGCAGACGGCAUUCUGACUGAUGUUAUUCUACAAGGCCUCCCCCCAGGCUCGAAUUUUCCAGAAGGAGACCACAAGAUCCAAUACACAGUCUUUGACAGAGCCGAGAACAAGGGCAUUUGCAAAUUUCGAGUUAAAGUAAGAGUCAGACGCUGUGGCAAACUCAAUGCCCCGGAAAAUGGUUACAUGAAGUGCUCCAGUGACGGCGAUAAUUACGGAGCCACCUGCGAGUUCUCCUGCAUCGGUGGCUACGAGCUACAAGGUAGCCCUGCCCGAGUGUGUCAGUCCAACUUGGCUUGGUCCGGCGCAGAGCCCACCUGUGCAGCCAUGAAUGUCAAUGUGGGCGUCAGAACAGCAGCUGCACUUCUGGAUCAGUUCUAUGAGAAAAGGCGACUCCUCAUCGUGUCCACACCCACAGCCCGGAACCUCCUGUACCGGCUGCAGCUGGGCGUGCUGCAGCAAGCGCUGUGUGGCCUGGAUCUCCGGCAUAUCACUGUGGUGGAGCUGGUGGGCGUGUUCCCGACUCUCAUCGGCAGGAUAGGAGCGAAGAUCAUGCCUCCAGCCUUAGCUCUGCAGCUCAGGUUGCUGCUGCGCAUCCCGCUCUACUCCUUCAGUAUGGUGCUGGUGGACAAGCAUGGCAUGGACAAGGAGCGCUAUGUCUCCCUGGUGAUGCCCGUGGCCCUGUUCAAUCUGAUUGACACUUUCCCCCUGAGGAAAGAAGAGAUGGUCCUGCAAGCUGAAAUGGGCCAGACCUGUAGCACCUGAGGUCUCAGCAAGUCCUCUUCUCUUUCUACAUGGUGCCUUAAAAAUAUCCUUGAUGUACAGAUUUUUAUUUGUAAUUUUUUAAAGUCUAUUUUAUUAUGAGCUUUCUUUGCACUUCAAAACUAGCACACUGCUUUUUGUACCUCUGACAGUUACUCUUUCUCUUUACCCCAACAUGGCUGGUUGAUGUCAGAGAAAUUUGUGCUAUUCCAUGUGCCACAUAACUUUUUUUUAUAUAAAACUUUAUUAAUAAAAUGUUUGGAGCAAAAUUACUAAAA
Manis pentadactyla (Chinese pangolin) is the source of this 1763-nucleotide messenger RNA. RefSeq names its product sushi repeat containing protein X-linked (gene SRPX). The record is from RefSeq and is a predicted model, not a curated record. The coding region runs from base 106 to 1488 and encodes 460 amino acids. Lineage: Eukaryota; Metazoa; Chordata; Mammalia; Pholidota; Manidae. The transcript is spliced from 10 exons.